This is a messenger RNA of Lates calcarifer (barramundi perch), 2427 nucleotides long. RefSeq names its product probable E3 ubiquitin-protein ligase TRIML1. The record is from RefSeq and is a predicted model, not a curated record. The transcript is spliced from 5 exons. Lineage: Eukaryota; Metazoa; Chordata; Actinopteri; Centropomidae. Gene Ontology annotation, molecular function: protein binding. The coding region runs from base 231 to 1346 and encodes 371 amino acids.
ACUGCACUGUGCAGGUCAUGUAGUGGCAGCGAGGAGACUGAUGGGAACAGUUUCAGCUUGAUUGAGUAGCAGGAAGAGAAUCAUUCAGUGCUGUUGCAGGAAACUCAGUCUCCACUUUGUUGCUAUCUACAUCCAGUCUGAUAAGAAACUGCUUCUGCUUCUGCAGCUUCACCUCACCCCAAAGAACCUGGCUAGCUCCACCUUACAGGUGUUGAAUGAAGCUGUGCUGAAUGUGUGUGCAACCCUUUCUACAGGAGACAUUAGAGAAGCAUCAGGAGAGUCUAAAGAAGCAAAGGCAAGCAGUGAAACACAGACUGAAGAAACUGGCAGCACGGCAGUCAGAAAUCUCUCAAAAGUCCUCAGUAAUAAGGGAGAGCAUCAUAAGGAAAUAUCAGGAGAUCCACACCGUCCUGGACGAGGACCUGAGGAUUACCCUGUCCCACCUGGAGAUGGAGGAGCGGGCUGCGGUCUCUGCUCUGGAUGGACUGAUGGAGAGGAACUGCUCUCUAAUCCAGGAGAUAGAGCAGGACCUGGCCAGACUCACUGUGGCACUGGACCAGACCGACACAGAGCCUGAUACAAUGUCUUUCUUUUCCUUCCCUGAGCAGCAGGACAUGGAGACAGCGGACAGAGUGAUGGAUCUGCUAAACAGGACGGACCCGAGCAGUGUGAACCUGGAUGAGGCUAAAGCUGAACAGAUCCUCAGCCUCACCAACAACAUGCUCCUGCUUAUCUGCUCUCAGACCCCUAUAAUCAAGAAGCUCAUCAAGAGCUAUUCCAGUGAGGCGUGUCUGGAUCCAGAGACGGCCCACCCAAAGCUCAUCAUCUCCCACCAAGGUGACAGUGCCACCUACACAAACACCUGGCAGCAACUUCAGGACCUCCCUGGACGCUUUGACACAACCCUCAAUGUCAUCAGCUUGCAAGGCUUCAGCUUCGGGCGCCAUUACUGGGAGAUUGAUGUGACUGGGAAGACUUACUGGGAGCUGGGUGUCACCUACCCCACCAUUCCUCGCAAGGGCACCACUGAGGACUGCUGGUUGGGCCGGGGGAACGAGUCUUGGUGUGUGGAGUUCUUUGAUGGGGAGUAUACGGCCUGGCAUGGAGGGGUGCCCCGUCAGCUGCCUUUCACUAAACGCUUCUGUCGGAUUGGUGUUCUGUGCAGUUUCCCUGCAGGAUUGGUGACGUUUCUUGAGGCAGACAACAUGACACCACUGUUCUCGUUCUGUGCAGGAACCUUCUCAGACUGCCUCCACCUGGCCCUGUGUCCUGGUCAUGACCACAAUGGCACCAAUGCAAAACCUAUUGUAAUCUGUAAUGCUCCAUCCCCUACCAGUGAUCUCUGAUCAGUAGCUCCACAGAAAAGCUUUUAGUAAUUACUUAUUGCGACACAACUUUCUAAUAAGGCACCAGCUGUAAAGGUGUAUACUGUAAAUUGUAACUACUGGCUUAAUUAAUAGAUUACAGCCAUGCUAAGGGCUCUGUGAGGCUGUGCACACAGUCAGCAUGCUAACAUGCUCAGAGUGACAAUGCUGACAUGCUGAUGUUUGGCAGGUAGAAUGCUUAACAUGCUCACAGUAAUAGUUUAGAGGGCUAGCAUGUUAACAUUUGCUAAUUAGCAAUAAUCACAAAGUGCCACUGAGGCUGAUGGGAUAAGGGAAAACUUUGACCUAAUGGUGAUGGAAGAGGAGAAGUCAGUAGGAUUCAUCUUCUGGGGACCAUCAAUGUUUGUACAUAAUAUUAAAUCCAUCUGAUAGGUGCUUAAUAAAGCCACUAGUUAGAAUCUAAAAUCCCUUUCGAAGGGUGCAGUAUUAGAAAGUGGUGCUCUUGCUAGUUGCUCCUUUUUCAAGUAACUGAAUGUAUUUCAAAUGGCACAAUGUGAUAACAAACUCAUGUUAAAGGAGAAUACUACACAUUUAUCUCAUUGCCUAAAUAUGUGUGUUAAACUUAGAUAAAGAUAAAUGUACAGAAAUAUUAGAAGCAGCAUCUCUAAGUUCAUUUAACUAAGAAAAAGGACCAUGAAGUGUUUUAUGCAUAUUGAGUUUAGUUUACAUAUUCUUAUUCUAUCUAAAAAUACUUCAGUUUUACUUUAAAGUGAUAAAACUUACCAAUACUGAUAUAUAAGAGAUCUUAUAGUGUAUUUCAUUGAAAAUAUAAUCAUGCUAUAAGUAUUACACUUUACUGAUUUUGUGAAUAUAUAUAGAGAUUUUAAAAAAGCACACUGUAAUUUAUCCUGAGAUGCACCUAGUGUAUGUGGAUCCAAAGUCUGCAUUCAAACAAACAGUCAACUCUUUGUAAACAUGCUCUCUGAGCUCCUGCGUUGGAUCUGAGUGCAUGCUGAGCCUCUCUGAUCAAAAUUCCUCCGAAUGAAUUUCAACAUGAAAAAUAGUGGCAGAGUCAGUGAUCUUUAUUUUGCACCAUGCAUUU